CGAUUGGGGUUUUUGUUAACUCCGCAGCUAAACCCAGACAGUGAAUUAUUUAACCCGAUCUGCGUCAAUUAAAUGCUCCGCCUCCUCCACCUUCUCCGGCCGACCGCCAUGUCCAUCGCUGCCGCUUCAAUAGCUCCACUGCCGUCUCUCUCAAUCAGGAAUUCUAGAUUACCAAUCCGCCACAAUCCAGUGCUCAUCAAUCGCUAUUUUCUCGCUGCCAGUCCUCUCUCUUCCAGCUUCCCCAAUGCCUCCGUUCGCUGCUUCUCCGCCGCCGCCGAUAAAGUUCGAGUACAGAAUCCUAUUGUCGAAAUGGACGGUGAUGAGAUGACGCGAGUGAUAUGGACAAUGAUUAAAGACAAGUUGAUAUUUCCGCACUUGGAAUUGGAUAUAAAGUACUUCGAUUUGGGGAUAUUGAAUCGUGAUGCUACUGAUGAUAAGGUUACAGUUGAGAGUGCAGAAGCUGCACUUGAGUACAAUGUUGCUAUAAAAUGCGCUACAAUUACUCCAGAUGAGGGCAGAGUCAAGGAAUACGGGCUAAAAAGUAUGUGGAGAAGCCCCAAUGGCACCAUCAGAAACAUAUUAAAUGGGACUGUUUUCCGUGAGCCUAUUUUGUGCCAAAAUAUUCCCAGAAUUGUUCCUGGCUGGAAGAAACCCAUUUGUAUUGGCAGGCAUGCCUUUGGUGAUCAAUAUCGUGCUACUGACACAAUUAUAAAAGGACCUGGGAAACUUAAAAUGGUUUUUGAGCCCGAAAAUGGGGAUGAAUCUGUAGAACUGGAUGUGUACGAUUUUAAAAGUCCAGGAGUUGCCCUUGCCAUGUACAAUGUCGAUGAGUCUAUUAGAGCAUUUGCGGAAUCAUCCAUGGCAAUGGCAUUUGGGAAAAGAUGGCCUCUCUACUUGAGCACGAAGAAUACCAUCCUGAAGAAGUAUGAUGGCAGGUUCAAGGAUAUAUUUGAGGAGGUAUACGAAGAGAACUGGAAGAAAAAAUUUGAAGAACAUUCAAUAUGGUAUGAGCAUCGAUUGAUUGAUGACAUGGUGGCUUAUGCGAUGAAGAGUGAGGGUGGAUAUGUCUGGGCUUGUAAAAACUAUGAUGGAGAUGUACAAAGUGAUUUACUCGCUCAAGGAUUUGGUUCUCUCGGGCUCAUGACUUCCGUUUUGUUGUCUGGUGAUGGAAAAACAUUAGAAGCAGAGGCUGCUCAUGGGACUGUAACCCGUCAUUUUAGGCUGCAUCAGAAGGGACAAGAAACCAGCACUAACAGUAUUGCCUCUAUAUUUGCGUGGACACGGGGAUUAGAACAUAGAGCCAAGCUUGAUGGAAAUGAAAAGCUGCUAGUGUUCACCCACAAGCUAGAAGAAGCGUGCAUUGAGACUGUAGAAUCUGGAAAGAUGACUAAAGAUCUCGCUCUUCUAAUCCAUGGGUCAAAGGUAUCGAGGGAGUUUUACUUGAGCACUGAAGAAUUUAUAGAUGCUGUUGCACAAAAUCUCAAGUCGAAGCUUCAUCCCCAGGUAACUGUGUAGCCAUCUUGAUCCAUCAAAUCUGCGGAUUUUGGUAUAGCAUAACUCGCUUCUUAACUGAUUUGUGGGUCAAAAUUCAUUUUGUUGUAAAUGUUAUGUGACAUGUGAUAUGCAGUAUCUCUAAAUUUCAACCAAAAUAUGAAUGGAAUCAGUGGAAUUAUUUUACA
Molecule: messenger RNA, 1679 nt
Organism: Salvia hispanica
Lineage: Eukaryota; Viridiplantae; Streptophyta; Magnoliopsida; Lamiales; Lamiaceae
Product: isocitrate dehydrogenase [NADP]-like
Biological process (GO): isocitrate metabolic process; NADP+ metabolic process
Cellular component (GO): mitochondrion
Molecular function (GO): NAD binding; isocitrate dehydrogenase (NADP+) activity; magnesium ion binding
Source: RefSeq, a predicted model, not a curated record